GAAGGAAGAAAGAGAGGGGGGCUGUCGGUGAUGUACAGCGAGUUUGGUCUGAGGCGGGUUAUUUUUGGGAGAGAGCGCGCACAGGAGCCUCAAACGCAGAGAGGGAGCGAGACAGAGCGCACAGCUCACAGCAGACGCGCAGAGGAACGACUGCGAGACAGACGCACGGAUUCCACUGUCAUUCAACGGCAUCUCUGCACACUGGACCCGUGCAACAGAUUGGUAACAAGGACGAAAUGAGUUCUAUACCUUUUUAGUGGAAACCUGUGCAUUUUAAAUCUUUUUAACGAGUGCGUUUUUUCUUCGUCUCAUUCUUGGAAAAUCAACGCAAAUGACUGAGAAAGAAGUGCGUUUUAUUUGUUAAACUGGGACUGACUCCUGCUACUUUUUGUAGUAUUGGAAUUUAUCAAAAAUGUAUCCAGUGAAAGAGAAGAGACUCUUUUUGGCGAAAAUGUGGAAACUUGUGGCUCUGUUAUUUUUAGCAAACCAUGUCUCCGGGAAGACGUUAAAAUACCAGAUUUACGAGGAACAGAAAGUAGGCACCGUCAUUGCUAGACUCAGAGACGAUGUGGCGGAUAUUUUGGCCAAACUUCCCAGCUCGGUGUCUCUGCGCUUCCGAGCCAUGCAGAGGGGCACAUCUUCCCUGCUGACAGUGCGUGAGCAGGACGGAGAGAUCAGCGUCAGGACCAAGAUCGACCGCGAGAAACUCUGUGAAAAGAACCUAAACUGCUCCAUCCAGUUCGACGUGUUAACGCUGCCAACGGAGCACUUGCAGCUUUUCCAUGUUGAGGUGGAAGUACUGGACAUAAACGACAACGCGCCCCAGUUCGCUCGCCCUGUCAUUCCCAUUGAAAUCUCUGAGAGCGCGGCGGUGGGAGCGCGCAUUCCAUUGGACAGCGCCACAGACCCAGACGUAGGGGAGAACUCGCUUUACACGUACGCGUUAGAGCCAAACAAUUUCUUCAAGAUUGACAUUCAGUCCAGGAGCGACGGGGUUAAGUACGCGGAGCUUGUGGUGCUUAGGGAGCUUGACCGAGAGGUGCGCUCCGGUUAUGAACUUCAGUACACGGCGUCUGACAGGGGCGUACCCCAGAGGACCGGCUCCACUCUCCUCAAAAUCAGCGUCACCGACUCAAACGACAACAGCCCAGUGUUUGAAAAGUCCUCUUAUGUCAUCAACCUGCCUGAAAACUCCCCGGUUGGCACUUUGCUCAUUGACCUGAACGCCACAGACGCAGACGAGGGCACCAACGCUAAGAUAGUGUACUCUUUUAGCAGUCAUGUGGCCCCCAAAAUCAUGGAGACGUUCAAAAUCAACCCCGACACUGGCCACCUGACCCUGCUUCGGCGCGUGGACUAUGAAGCUGUUAACUCCUAUGACAUAGACGUCCAAGCUCAGGACAUGGGACCUAACUCCAUGCCCGCUCACUGCAAAAUCCUGGUCAAAGUUGUAGACGUGAACGACAAUAAGCCAGACAUAAGCAUUAACCUCAUGUCCUCCCAGGGAAAUGGAGAUGCAGCUUACAUCUCCGAGGCUUCCCCUUUGGACACUUUUGUGGCUUUGGUGCGAGUGGAGGACUUGGACUCUGGCUUGAACGGCGAAGUGGAGUGCAAAUUACACGGCCAGGGUUAUUUUAAGCUGCAGAAGACGUAUGAGAAUAAUUACAUGAUAUUAACCAACGUUUCGCUAGACAGAGAGAAGAGAUCAGAGUUCAGCCUCACUGUGGUGGCUGAAGACAAAGGCACUCCAAGUCUCUCCACGAUCAAGCACUUCACUGUUCACGUGACUGAUGAGAAUGACAACCCCCCACGUUUUGAGAAAGGUAGAUAUGAGAUCUUUAAGUCAGAAAACAACGCACCAGGGGCAUAUCUUACCUCUAUUAUGGCUACUGACCCUGAUCUGGAUACCAAUGGACAAGUUAGUUAUUCAAUCCUCGAAAACUCAGUUCAUGGGAGUUCUAUUUCCACGUAUGUCACCAUUGACCCAUCUAACGGUGCCAUCUACGCCCUGCGCACGUUCGACCGAGAGGACGUUAGCCGUAUCUCUUUUGUGGUUCAAGCCAAAGAUUCAGGAAAGCCACCACUGUCAAGCAACGCUACAGUGAUUUUGAACAUCCUGGAUGAGAACGACAAUCCGCCAAUCAUUGUUGUCCCUCAGCUUUGGAACUUUAGCGCUGACAUUCCCGCAUCAAAGUUUACAGAGGCAGGGCAGUUAGUGACAGUAGUCAGAGCAACAGAUAGGGACACAGGAGUCAACGCUGAGCUCAUCUGCUCCAUUGUGAGUGGGAAUGACGAGGGGUUCUUUCUUAUCGAUCAAAGAACAUGCGAGAUACAUGCCAAUGCCAGCUUGGAGAACUUUCCUCAUGAGCAUGCCGAGCUGACAGUUGUGGUCCGAGAUCAAGGGAGUGAGAGUCUAAGUGCCAAAGCAGCUUUAAAAAUCACCCUUUAUGAGAACAUUGAGAACCACGUGCAGGUGAUGGACCAGGGUGAAUCCUCUCUGGAUGUAUCCCUCAUCAUCAUCAUUUCCCUCGGGGCCAUCUGCGCCGUCCUCCUGGUCAUCAUGGUUGUCUUCGCCGCUCGCUGCAACCGGGAGAAGAAGGACACCAGAAACUCUUACAACUGCAGAGUGGCCGAAUCAACUCAUCAGCACCAUCCAAAGAAGCCCUCUCGCCAAAUCCACAAAAACGACAUCACCUUGGUACCUACGGUGAACGGGACACUGCCGAUCCGAUCUCACCAUCGCUCGCCCUCCACGACGCCCCCUAUGGACCGCGCGCAGAUGGGCAGCCGGCAGAACCACCACAGCCGUCAGUCCCUCAACAGCUUGGUGACCAUCUCGUCCAAUCACAUUCCAGAGAGCUUCGCCUUGGAGCUCGCACACGCCACUCCACCGGUAGAGCAAGUCUCACAGCUUCUGUCCAUGCUCCAUCAGGGCCAGUACCAGCCCAGACCCAGUUUCCGCGGCAACAAAUACUCCCGCAGCUACAGGUAUGCGUUACAAGACAUGGACAAGUUCAGCCUGAAGGACAGUGGCCGUGGGGACAGCGAGGCGGGGGACAGUGACUGUGAAAUGGGCCGAGAAUCCCCCGUGGACAGGCUGCUUCUGGGGGAGGGCUUUUCUGACCUCAUCCAUCUCGAGAUGCACCAUCGACUCCACCCAGCUAUGAGACUGUGCACAGAUGAAUGCCGCGUCCUGGGACAUUCGGACCAGUGCUGGAUGCCCCCUCUGUCUUUACCCCAAUCCUCAUCUGACUACCGCAACAACAUGUACAUACCCGGGGAGGAAUCUACCCAGCAACCCCAGCAGCAGACGGAUGACGACCAGUCCUCUGUCGAUUCGGAGCGUCGUAAAAGUUUCUCUACUUUCGGGAAGGAGCCCGGCAGCGAGGAGGCAGUGGGCGGAGCUGUGGUGGGAGGAAAUGAUGUCGCAGGUGGCGGGGCUGGAUCCCUUCUCAAUGAGAUGAACAGUGUUUUCCAAAGGCUCCUCCCCCCAAAUGUAGAUAGUUACGCAGAAUGUAAUGAAACUAGCCAGCCUGUGCCUCCUCCAGCUAGCGAUAGGGCUGUGGGGCGAGCUAAUGCUAAUGCUAACAAUGCUGUACCCCAGGACAGUAGAAGGGGGUUGUUACCGGGCGGGAAAGGUGCAGCUUAUCCCCCUGGUGUGGCAGCGUGGGCGGCUAAUACCCACUAUUUAAAUCCAGCGUCAAACAACCACAUUUCAAACACUUCAACAGCCACAUCCACGUCCACUUCGACCUCCACAAACGGGCAGCCCCCUCAUCUCAAGUGGCUCCCGGCCAUGGAGGAAAUCCCUGAAAAUUACGAAGAAGACGAGUUUGAUGGAGUUUUUCAUCAGGGCGGUAAGAGGAACGAGGGUCGCCAUGACACCAACGUGGACGCUAGCGAGUUGGUGCAUGAGAUCAACAAACUGCUGCAGGACGUGCGGCAGAACUAGAGACUUGUGUGGGUUCACUGUGUCAUAGGGGUCAUUUCACUUCACUAAACUGCUUCUUUGUGCCAACAAAUAUAGACUUUACAAAGACUGUGGCCAGUUCAUGUUACAGCUUGUCCUAUUUGUUUUACCAAAUAUCUCCUUAUGCUAAGUGCUUGCUGAGAGACUCUUAGAUAAAACAAAGCACUGAAGUGUCUUGAAGGCAUCAAAGAGCGCAUUCAAAGAACAGAUUGUUCUAUUCCUAUCGGCCGCUCUUGAACUUUAUCUUGAAUGAGGGAUUUCAAGUAGAGAUCCACCAAACUGUACCCUCUCUCCAUUCAUGUUUACAGCUGACUCCAUGGGGAACAGUGGUCUAGUUUUUGCUUUUACAGUGUACAAUAUUGUACAGUGUUUGUGAAAACAGCAAAAAUCACUUCAAUAUUGUGCUCUGUUUCUGUUUUUGUUAUGAUGGAAUGUAACUGUACAAUUUGAACUUUGUAUUUUAAAAAUACACUCUUUUUUACUUCUAUAUAUUUAUAUGUGUCCAUGUAUGUUUGUACAGAAAGGAAGAAAACAAAUGUCUAUUUUUUAUAUUGUCACUGCAUGUCUUAAUCACUAAAUGUGUCUGUCGUCCAUUUUUCUGUUAUUUUAUAAAACUGUAUUUAAUUUUGUUCCUGAAAGUGUGCGUGUGUACCAAAAUAUCACAUUCCAAUGCGUGUCAUGUUGGAAUUUGACUUUUGUAUGGUAUUAUUGUGACCAGUGGCUGAAAAAUAAAGUGACGCGAUUCAU
Periophthalmus magnuspinnatus is the source of this 4717-nucleotide messenger RNA. RefSeq names its product protocadherin-18-like. Lineage: Eukaryota; Metazoa; Chordata; Actinopteri; Gobiiformes; Gobiidae. Gene Ontology annotation, cellular component: plasma membrane. The record is from RefSeq and is a predicted model, not a curated record. Bases 413 to 3952 code for a protein of 1179 amino acids. Gene Ontology annotation, molecular function: calcium ion binding. Gene Ontology annotation, biological process: homophilic cell-cell adhesion. The transcript has 4 exons.